Molecule: messenger RNA, 3594 nt
Organism: Bradysia coprophila
Lineage: Eukaryota; Metazoa; Arthropoda; Insecta; Diptera; Sciaridae
Product: alpha-galactosidase MYORG
Biological process (GO): carbohydrate metabolic process
Molecular function (GO): hydrolase activity, hydrolyzing O-glycosyl compounds
Source: RefSeq, a predicted model, not a curated record
CUAUCAAUGUCAUAAUUGUAUUAUACUUUAAGUAAAUCGACAUGACAAUAUAUAACGCAAGUCAAUUUGAAUGUAACAAGUUCGGGACGUUAUUCUUUGUGUGACGAAUGAGAAAAUAAUUGGCAAAUUAUACAUACUCUUACACCACAUAACGACCGCAAAAUAAAAAUUUAUUAUUUUUUGUUUGUUGUUCGUUCCGAACCGUGUUUACGUUCAUCGAUAACAAAUUAUCAAAAACCAUUACACUGACUGUCCAAAAUCAGUACACAGACGUUCGUCGAACUAAUUUGUUGCUUACAGAAUUGGAGGUGUAAUAAAUCGGAAAUUAUGUAGGUCGGCGAAGAUGGAAUGCAUUACAGUGACGUGAUAUUCGUAGCAUAUAUGUGAUAAUUAAAUUACGAUAUUAAUUAAAUUUAAAAAAAAAAACAUAGAAGUUACACAACGAACAAACUGUAGACAUCUAAUACGACGCAAACGCUAAACUGAAUACUUUCCGAUGAUACUCAAUGGUGAGACCACAUGACAAUAUAUGGUUCCGAUAACAAGCAAUUAGAACAGCUUAAUUACGGUAGUUGUAAUCUUGAAAUCUGAAUCUUUUUCAGUUGAUAAAAAGUGGUUGACAUUGGUGAAUUAAAAUGAUUGCUUGUAAUACGAAACGCGUAAUUUAGUGAAUUAAGUGAAUUUAGUGUAGUGAGACAAUCGAAUUUGUUGAUGAGCGUACUAAUUACACACCAAAAUGUCUGAAGAUAAAGCAAAACCAGUGCCAUUAGCCUACGAGGACUUCGAAGAGAAAUUGUUGAGUGCAUCGGAUUUAAGUAGUCUGGCCAGCAGUGCUAGCAGCCUAUCACCUCCUCCUCCGACAAUACCCAUGCGUGAAAUUUCAUUGAUCGAACGGCGCGGACUACACAUUGAUGAGCUGAAGUUCGACGAAAAAAAAAUACAAUCAGCCACUGAGUCUUCAGAUGGGGAUGUACCCAUGUCGUCGUUGGGUCACUCAUCAAACCUCAUCAGCAGAAAUUUUAGAAGAAAUUCGGUGUCGUUACCGUCGGGCUUAGACACGGUUGAUAAUGAAGCAAUUCAACGGCCUUAUGUUGGUGAUAAGAUAAGAAAAAGUAAAAGCAACGGUGUCAGCAUAAGUGAUGUUAACGAAAUCGUCAGCAUUGAGGAUGAGAGCUCAGAAACCGAAAGUGAUGAUGAUGUUCCAAAGUACAGAUCAUACUUACGAACCAAACGUCGGCUAUCUGUUUCACCACUUGCCGUACUCCGUUUACACAACACCCGGAAAGAAAUGAUUGCCAACGAAUUCGAUCGUUCGGGUGGCGUCAGCAACCAAAACUCCAUUACCAGUGUUAACUCGGUUGCCAGCCUGUUGAAAGAGAAAAUUCAGACAUUUCCUUCGAUGAUGAGACGGAAGAAAAAGGUUACCAGUGACUUCAAAAUUAAAACGUUUAUCACAAUUCUAUUCCUGAUUAUUGUCUUCCUAGUCGGUUACGCUUAUAUUAUGUAUCAUCAGAAAGUACUGACCCGAUUGUACUUCGACACAGUGAAAUUCGGAAAAGAUGAUCGAAGUAUUCACCUCCACAACCAACGCGGUCAGGAGAUAUUUAAGGGAAUGUUGGGUAGGAACAUAAACGAAGUUAAGCCAUUCCGUUGCUUGGAUGAGAAUUUAAGAGAUGAUGGAAGUAUAUGCUUCGAAUGGGAUAAAAAUGCUCGGCUGUAUUUCAAUUACGAAGUAAAAGAUGGCAUCGAAUGUCAUGACAUCAAAUGGGAAGCACUCAGUCAAGAUGUCUAUCCUCAGGACUGUUACGACUUACCGGCAAACAAAGGGAAUUGGUACGGCGGAGGCAUAACAAAGUCAAAUGAAUUUCCGAUUGAUCGUGCAAGUUUUGAUAUGUCGCCGUUUAUAACGGGAGACUCGUACUCGCAGCAAUUCGGGAAUGCAGUGAAACGAUAUUUUAUCGGUGCGGAAGGUGUGGCUAUAAAAAUUGCGGAUGAUGUUCCUUUACACAUUAGUAUGAACCACAAUAAUUCUAGACAAUUUUGUAUGAAAGCAAUGCACGAUCAAUUUGCAUUCGUGAACCGUCUGACACCGAACGGAAUGCCGUUCUUAAAGUAUAAGAUUUGUCUUGGGAAAGACAUGAGGUCUUUACAUCAAUUUCUAACUCAACAGAGUUUGUUUGAUGGAAUGAAACAAGGCGAACUGAGUAUUGUUCAUUCAAUUAUGGAGGAGCCUGUGUGGCAAAUUUCCGCCAAUGGUGUCGACUACCUAAACACAAUGUCAAUUUAUAACUUCACCGAGCAAGUAGUAAAUUCCGGGUUUCUACGAAUCGGGCAUGUGUUGAUAAAUGAAUUUUGGCAGAAUGAAAUCGGGGACUACAAAGUGGACGAAGAGAGAUUCAAAGACUUACAAGAAAAAGUCGACAUUCUGCAUCGACGAGGUUUUAAGGUCGUAUUCACCAUUCAGCCGUUUAUUAGCACAGAUAGCCCCAACUUCGCUGAGGCCGUUCAAAAGAAAUUUCUAAUCUACGAGCGGUUGUCAGAGAGAAGUAUUCCAGCCCUUACGCGAUACAAGAGUUCAGUCAGCGCAGGCGUUCUAGACGUUACGAACAACAAUGCCGUGCCCUGGCUUUUGGAGAAACUGAAGAAAAUCAUCGACGAUUACAAAAUCGAUUCAUUUUUCAUUGAUUUCGGAACGGCAUACAAUAUGCCUCACUAUUACCAGUGCAACAAGAGUUUGGUGAAUCCUGACUACUACAAGUCCAUUUUCACAUCCAGUAUUGAAGAUCACGUUCCUAUUUUCGGUGUUUCUGGUGCCAUAUCUUUUCCGAGACCACCAGCAUUUCUCAGUCUUCCACCCGUCAAUUCGUCAUGGGAAGGUCUGCAGAGUGUCAUCCCUGCCGUCAUAUCAUAUGGUGUAAUUGGUUUUCCAUUCAUUUUAUCUGGACCAGUCGGUGGAGAUUACAGUCUUCCACAAAAUUAUCAGAAAAUUCCGUCAUAUCAGUCACUUGCACAGCCACCAUUACCCGACAAAGAAUUGUUCAUUCGAUGGUUUCAAUUGGCAACGUUUUUGCCAGCAAUGAGAUUCUCUCAUUUACCAUCCGAAUACAAGAAUGACUUGAUGACCGAGGUAGCAAAAGAACUAUUUGGAAUUCGUCAGAAAACGGUGAUCCCGAUUUUGAAAAAAUAUCUCAGCGAAUCGAUGAACGAAGGAUUACCGCUAGUUCGACCAUUGUGGAUGUUGGAAUCUCACGAUGCGGCAUGCCUGAAUGUUUACGACGAAUUCUCUGUGGGCGAGGAAUUGAUUGUGGCGCCAAUUGUUCAAAAGGGUCAAACCGUUCGAGAAGUUUAUCUGCCACAAGGAGUUUGGAAAGACGGCGUCGAUGGAUCGUUGCGGAAAGGGAGCCGUUGGAUUCAUAAUUAUCGGGUACCCGAGAAUAAAGUCGCUUAUUUUGUGAAGAUGCCAGACAAUACGAGAUUUUAAAACGUUUAGUCGAAAUUCGGUAGUGAUUCAAAUUGCGAGAUGGUUAAUAAUGUGAUAAGAAUUGUGAAAAAUUUUGUCGUUAUUAAAAGUUUUCUAAUUCGAUUGAUCUUGUU